Messenger RNA from Pelobates fuscus (common spadefoot toad), 7124 nucleotides. RefSeq names its product SET binding factor 2 (gene SBF2). Gene Ontology annotation, molecular function: guanyl-nucleotide exchange factor activity. The record is from RefSeq and is a predicted model, not a curated record. Gene Ontology annotation, cellular component: membrane; cytoplasm. Bases 84 to 5711 code for a protein of 1875 amino acids. Lineage: Eukaryota; Metazoa; Chordata; Amphibia; Anura; Pelobatidae. The transcript is spliced from 41 exons.
CUGUCCGUACGCCUCUAACAUGGCCGAGCUGCUGCGGCCAAGAUGCUGAGAUUUUUCGUGGGAAGGGAGGAAAACGCGCAGCCAUGGCUAGGUUGGCGGACUACUUCAUAGUGGUGGGAUAUGACCACGAGAAGACAGGUUCCAGCGAAGGUUUUGGCAAAAUAAUUCAGCGUUUCCCACUGACCGAUUGGAGCGAUACCCCUUUCCCGCAGGGAAUAGAAUUGUUUUGUCAGCCGGGAGGAUGGCAGCUUUCCCGAGAGAGGAAACCACCGACCUUCUUUGUGGUAGUUUUAACGGAUAUCGAUUCUGAUCGUCACUACUGUGCUUGUCUGACAUUUUAUGAGGCGGAAAUUAAUCUACAGGGAACGAAACAUCAGAACAGCGAUGGUGAAGAGGACGAAUCAGGCUUAAUCCGACCGGCCCAAGUGUUUGCACCUAAAUGCUUAGUGCUGGUAUCCAGGUUGGACUAUGCCGAAAUCUUCAGGGCCUGCCUUGGUUUACUUUACACCGUUUACGUGGACAGUCUGAACGUGCCUCUGGAGAAUCUAGUCGCCAGCCUUCUAUCCUGCGUGGUACCAUCUGCCGGGGGGUCUCAGAAGUUGUUUUCAUUGGGAGGUGGGGACCGACAGCUGAUCCAAACUCCACUAUCUGAAAGUCUCCCUGUGACUGGCAGUAGCGUGGCCCUUCUCUUCCAGCAAUUAGGAAUUCAGAACGUUCUCAGCCUCUUAUCCGCGGUUUUAACAGAAAACAAAGUUCUGUUCCAUUCCUCCAGCUUCCAGCGCCUUAGUGAUGCCUGCAGAGCUCUGGAAUCAUUGAUGUACCCUCUGAAAUAUAGUUACCCCUACAUCCCGAUCCUUCCAGCGCAGCUCCUGGAGGUGCUCAGCUCUCCUACACCAUUCAUCAUUGGUGUCCAUUCCGUUUUUUGCACUGAGCUUCAUGACCUGCUUGAUGUGAUCAUCGCCGAUCUAGAUGGUGGGACAAUAAAGAUUCCUGAAUGUAUCCAUCUGUCACAGCUUCCAGAACCACUUCUUCAUCAGACAGCAGCUGCUCUCUCACAUGUCUUGCACCCUGACUUGGAUGUUGCAGAUAACGCCUUUCCACCGUUACGUACCUCAGGGUCUCAUGUAAAGAUGUUGGAUAAAGAAGUGCGAGCCAUCUUCCUGCGACUGUUUGCCCAGAUUUUCCAGGGGUACAGGUCCUGCCUUCAGCUCAUCCGCAUUCACUCCGAACCAGUCAUUCACUUCCACAAGACUGCUUUCUUGGGGCAGCGAGGAUUGAUUGAGAACGAUUUCCUCACUAAAGUGUUGAAUGGAAUGGCAUUUGCUGGAUUUGUAUCCGAGCGUGGCCCUCCAUUCCGAGCCUGUGAUCUCUUUGAUGAGCUGGUUUCUUUUGAAGUUGAAAAAAUUAAAGAUGACGAACAGAGCAGUAUCCACGCGAUAGUGAAACGCAUCAGGGAACUUGCAGAGCAACUCUUCAAAAAUGAAAAUCCCAAUCCGCACAUGGCAUUCCAGAAAGUCCCAAAGCCCACGGAGGGGUCGCACCUGCGUGUUCACAUGCUUCCUUUCCCCAAGAUUAUUGAGCACAGAGUACAGGAGCUGAUCCAGGAAGCACUUCACAAAAACCAGAACAGCAACGCCACCACGCGCGUGGAAAAGAAAUGUGUUGUCCCUGCAGGCUCCCCCGUUGUUUCCAUAGUGGACAAAGUAAGUUCCGUUUUCAACAGCGCUCGCAGGCUGGAGGUGGUUCGGAACUGCAUCUCAUACGUGUUUGAAAAUAAAAUCCUAGAGACUGAGAAGACAAUGGCAGCUGCCCUGCGAGCGUUGAAAGGAAAAGCAGCGAGGCAGUGUUUGACAGAGGAAUUGGCCCUUCAUGUUCAACAAAACCGCGCUAUACUCAACCACUCGCAGUUCGAUUACAUAGUCCGCAUGAUGAACUGCACACUUCAGGAUUGUUCAAGUUUGGAGGAAUACAGCAUCGCAGCGCAACUACUACCCCUGGCCACUGCCUUCUGCAGGAAACUGUCCGCUGGAGUUAGUCAGUUUGCCUACACCUGUGUUCAGGACCACUCAAUAUGGACCAACCAGCAGUUUUGGGAAACUACAUUUUACAACAACGUUCAGAAUCAAGUGCGUUCCCUGUACCUUGCGUCAAAAGAGCAAGGAAUAUCUGAAAACUCCAUGGACAAUGGAGUAGAAGCAGAAGGCCAGAAGCAGGAGGCCACGGUAAUGGACCUUGCAGCUGAGCAGUUGCGUCUGUGGCCGACCCUGAGCAAGGAGAAGCAGCAGGAGCUAGUCCAGAAUGAGGAAAGCACAGUGUUCAGCCAGGCAAUCCAUUUCGCCAACCUUAUGGUAUAUCUGCUAGUGCCACUGGACACCAGCAAGAACAAACUGCUGCGGACAUCGGCCCCGGGGGACUGGGAGAGCGGAAGUAACAGCAUUGUCACUAACAGCAUUGCAGGGAGCGUGGCGGAAAGCUACGAUACAGAAAGCGGCUUUGAGGAUUCUGAGAAUGACAUUGCUAAUUCUGUGGUGCGCUUCAUCACGCGGUUUAUUGACAAGGUGUGUACGGAGAGCGGCGUGACUCAGGAACAUAUCAAGAACCUGCACUGCAUGAUCCCAGGUAUUGUCGCUAUGCAUAUCGAAACACUAGAGACGGUACAUCGAGAAAGUCGCAGACUGCCCCCUAUUAAAAAGCCCAAAAUCCUGAGGCCGGCUCUGCUGCCUGGUGAAGAGUUUGUGUGUGAAGCUUUGCGUGUUCUGCUCGACCCAGAUGGUAGAGAAGAAGCGACCGGGGGAAUGCUGGGAGGUCCUCACAUUCUACCAGCAGAGGGAGCUCUGUUUCUUACCACUUACCGAAUCAUCUUUAAAGGGACGCCGCAUGAUCCACUAGUGGGAGAGCAGACAGUUAUCCGCAGUGUGCCCAUCGCAUCGAUAACGAGAGAGAAGAAGAUUAAUGUCCAGAAUCACCUGCAGCAGAAUAUGCAAGAAGGUCUCCAGAUCCGAUCAGCAACAUUCCAGUUAAUUAAAGUCGCAUUCGAUGAAGAAGUCAGCCCAGAAAUGGUGGAUCUUUUUAAGAAGCAGCUGAUGAAAUUCCGAUACCCUCUCUCUGUCUUCAGCGUUUUCGCAUUUGCAACUGGACAAACAGCGCCCUCGAUAAUCCUACCAAAACAGAAGGAAAAGAACACGUCGUUUCGGACGAUCUCAAAAACAAUUGUAAAAAAUGCAAAGCGGGCAAGCAAAAUGACGAUUGGACGGCCAUACGCUACUAAGAAGAAAACUGGAACUAUAUUGGAAGAAAGGGGCAGUCGCAGCGGAGCAAAUGAGGACGAUGACAUUUCUGUUUCAGAUGAUAAUGAGCUUCCGAGUGGAACCUUGAAAUCCUCAGAGAAAUCGACCAUGGAGCAGCUGGUGGAGAGGGCCUGCUUCCGCGAUUACCAGCGCCUUGCCCUGGGAACCAUUAGCAAUAGCUCUACACGCUUAAAAUCUGAGCACUUUAGGAUAACGGCGAUGAACAGGAUGUACUCUCUGUGUAGGAGUUACCCAGGACUUCUAGUCGUACCUCAGUCAGUCCAGGAAAGCAGUCUGCCGAAGGUUGCUCGUUGUUACCGCCAUAAUCGACUUCCAGUUGUCUCCUGGAAGAAUUCAAAAACCAAUGCAGUAUUGCUCCGUUCAGGAGGUUUUCACGGCAAGACAGUAGUUGGCCUCUUCAAAUCACAGAAUACACACAAUGCUGCUCAAGCCUCAUCCUUAGAGUCUUCAAGCAGCAUCGAGCAGGAGAAAUAUCUCCAAGCCUUGCUCAAUGCCAUCUCUAUCCACUACAAAAGUAACGGCAACGGGACACUUACCAUCAGACCGACACUUGUCCUCUCGCCAGGCAGUGAAAGAAAGACAUCGAGAAUGACCGGUGUGGUAAAACAUGUUGUACCCAGCCAUUUGGAUGGCAAUUUAUCCAAUAGCUUUACACGUGGAGGUGUUUGGGCAAGUCUCCGCUCAAGCAAUAGGUUAAUCACUACACAAACUCCGCUAAUUGAUGUUGGCGUGCGACUGGCUGGGAAGGACCAAGCCGCUCUGUACAGCGAUGGCACCACCCUUCAAAACCAUCUCCUGAAACGCCAGGCGGCUCUAUACAUAUUUGGAGAGAAAUCUCAAUUACGGGGAUUCAAGUGUGACUUUGCGCUAAAUUGUGAAUUUGUUCCUGUUGAAUUUGGAGAUAUACGGCAAGUAAAGACCAGUUUUAAGAAGCUGAUGAGAGCCUGUGUGCCAAGCAGUGUUGCUGCAGACUCCGAAUUAACCUUCCUUAAAUCCCUGGGCGAGUCGGAGUGGUUCUUGCAGCUUCACCGGAUAAUCCAGCUUUCUGUGAUCAUCUCAGAACUGAUGGAGAGCGGAUCCUCCGUCAUGGUUUGCUUAGAAGAUGGAUGGGAUAUAACCACGCAGGUUGUGUCUCUGGUGCAGCUUCUCGCGGAUCCCUUUUACCGGACUCUGGAAGGGUUUCGGCUGCUCAUGGAGAAGGAAUGGCUUUCAUUUGGCCAUAAGUUUAGUCAGCGGAGUAACCUCUCAGUCAGCAGUCAGGGCAGUGGCUUUGUGCCGAUCUUCCUGCAGUUCUUAGACUGCGUUCAUCAGGUACAAAUUCAGUUUCCGACUGAAUUUGAAUUUAAUGGUUUUUAUCUGAAAUUCCUGGCGUUCCAUCACGUAUCCAACCGAUUUAAAACUUUCCUGCUGGACUCUGACUACGAGAGGCUGGAGCACGGAACGUUGUUUGAAGAUAAAGGAGAUAAGCACACGAGGAAGGGGAUAUGUAUCUGGGACUGCAUCGAUCGAAUGCACAGGAGGAGUCCAGUUUUCUUCAAUUACUUGUUUGCACCAAGCGCAGUGGAGGCGUUAAAACCAAGUGCCAACAUCUCCAACCUGAGAAAGUGGGAAUAUUACAUGGAAGAGACGCUGUCGUCAGGACCCUCCUACGACUGGGUGAUGGUUCCUUCCAGGUUAAACGCUGCGGAGGAGCUUGAUCAAGCAGAGGACACUGCCCAGCAGGGGAAGAGGAAAGUAGUCUGGCCAUGUUACGAUGAUGUCACAAAAGUACAGCCAGAUGCCAUCACGCACCUUAUGAGUGAAAUUGAGAGGUUGGAGAACAAGUUAAACCAGAGUUCAGAUCGGUGGCAGCUUCUGUGGGAAAAAGCAAAACUUAAACUCAAGGAAGAUGCAAAAAAGGAGAAUAUAAAUCUUGCCAAUCCUACAUCAGCCAACCUUCAAUCCUAUCAGAAGAGGUCAAUGGUGCAUCUUCCAGACAGUGGGCUGGGUGACGAACAGACUAUCAGCUCCUCUCCUUCCAAUGGAGUUGAUAGAAGAUCAGCAACUCUGUACAAUCAUUUCACCUCCAAAAACGAGGAGAACAGGUCAUUUGAAGGCAUUUUGUAUAAAAGGGGAGCUUUGCUUAAAGGAUGGAAACCUCGUUGGUUUGUUUUGGAUGUUACAAAGCACCAGCUUCGAUACUACGACUCUGGUGAAGACACCAGCUGUAAGGGACACAUAGAUUUAGCAGAUGUGGAAACAGUUGUACCAGCUGGGCCAACUAUAGGUGUGCCAAAACAUGUGAACGAGAAAGCAUUCUUUGAUGUGAAAACCAGCAAGCGAGUGUACAAUUUCUGUGCUCAGGACGCACAGAGCGCACAACAGUGGAUGGACAAGAUACAGAGUUGUAUAUCAGACGCGUAGAAAUCUUUCAACAAUGCAGCAGAAUGGAGGAGUUUGUGUUUCUUCUAAUUAAAGAGCAGUUUAUUUCAGGUAACACCUCUCCCAUGCGAAACACUAUUAAAGCGGACGGCUUACACCCUGCUACCUGCAAAGUGUAAGGGAAAGUGACACUAAGUAUUAUUGCAUUGCGGUGCUCUCUCUGGAACUUUCUGGCCUUUGAACCAUUCCCAUGAUGUUUACUUUUGUGGCGUUUGUACGUGAUUUAGGACUUUAAGGAAAUGUGGAAAUUUAAUAAGGAUUCUAAGUAUGGAGUGCGAUCGAUCGGAAACUGGCAGGUUUGACGUGUUUACAAAACAGUUCUGUAUAUUUAUUCCUUGAUUUUAUUCUAUGUUUGCAUCCAUUACGGGGACGGGGGGGGUGAAGUACAGUUAAAACAUUUUUUUUAAUUUUUUUUUUUUUAUUGCAACUGUACCGUAAGAAUAGCGAAUCAGAUCAACGCAGGAAUUAUCAUUCGACACACUACUCCUAGCACUUGCACUUACAACAAUGAACCACAGUCAUCUCUACCCAGGGAAAUUCCCUAAAUAUAUUUCACUAUGUACAGAAAUUGUGUAAAAUGUGAAGUGAUUGAUCUCUUAAAUGAAUUCCUUCGAUAUAUAUAUAUAUAUAUAUAUAACAUUUUAUCCAGGACACUGGAUACAUUUAUGUUUUUUUACCCUUUACGUAUCAGAGGAGUGAGCAAUGGUUUUCGUUAUUAAAGAUCCCUCUGCGACUUUAAAGGGUUAAACGAGGGAUAUUUACAGCCAAAAUGUAGGCAGCCACGCGCAGUGUUCAGAACGGCGUCAUUCACUAGCCAAUAGGAUUUUAAACACAUGUUCACGUGGUUGCCAUCUGUCUCCGGGUUUGUACUGUAUAUAAAUAAUUUUGUAAUGUUUUCAGAUUAAAACUAUGCUUGUAAUUUAACAACAGAACCUCUCUUGGUGACAAAGGCGUUGCAGCUUCCUCCAGCAGUUAUUUUGUGUUAAAUUAACCCAAACUCACUUUGUUACUGACGACCACUUUUUAUUUGUUUAAUUUCCCUAAAGCCACACUAUCUCGCUGCGCAGAACUCUUCAAAUUGGAGAAAAAAAUGCUGCCCAGUAGGAACAAGUUUUUUUACUUUUGUUUUUUAUUAUUAUUUGAAAUGAAGGCACAUGUCAGAUUUAGUCUUGAGUCUAAGUUGUCACAGGUGAAAAGUCACACUUUGCACAUUUAUAUUUUUCUUUGUAAAUUAAGUACUUUUCUAAACGUACUUUGUAAAAUACGGAACCCAUUGCUCAUUAGAUUGCGUUGGAGAAAAAAAUGUAAACACUUUAUUUUUUAACUGGUUUUAACAAUUUUAUGUAUUUGUUAUACGUAUAAAGCCAUCUCUUGUAAUAAAUAUAUUGCUGUAAA